GGCAGAUGAAGCUGAUGCAGAGAUCGGACACAUCCCUGCCCGUUAUACGGAGUGAGGCAGCGGCUGGUGGAGUUGCGGGCAGUACAACGGGAGCGGCGCCCUAUAUCUACUACUGCAGCAAUGGAGCCGGGAGGGCCCGCAGGGGCCACAGCCCCUCCCCCGGCUCCGGAGAAGAAGAAGAUGAAUCGGGCUCCUUCCCCGGCCCGACCCAAGGAGCUCAGCGGCUGGUCUCUGUCUAAAACCCGCAGGAGCUCCCCGGCCUCCCUGUCCGUCCUGCCUCCCGGGCCCCGCCGUCCGCUCCCAUCCCCGGGUACCAAGAAACAACCGGGGGCACGGCCGGGGGGCAAAUCCAAGUCUCUUGGGGGGGCCCCGGGGCCCCGGACUGACAGCAGCUCGGAGGGUUCCUGCGCUUCGGAAGAGAGCAGCGGGACCAGCCGGGGGGCCAGCAGCGAGGAAGGCGGCGGGGGGUCGGGAACCUCCAGCCGGAUGCAAUGCAGCACCUCCAUGGCCUUCUCCGACCUGACCGAGGACUUGUUGGACGGGGGCACCGAGGGGCUCCUACGGGAGAUGGACGAAUUGCGCUCGGAAAAUGAUUAUCUGAAGGAUGAAAUAGAAGAACUGAGGUCAGAAAUGCUUGAGAUGAGGGACGUCUACAUGGAGGAAGAUGUUUACCAGCUACAGGAGCUCCGACAGCAGUUAGAGCAGGUCCACAAGACUUGCCGUAUCCUCCAGUACCGGCUGAAGAAAGCUGAGCGCAGGGGGCUGAGGGUGGCACAGACGGGACAGGUGGACAGCGAGCUCAUCUCCACUUUAGAACAAGAUGUAAAGGUGGCUAAAGACGUCUCUGUGCGGCUCCACAGUGAGCUGGAAGCAGUGGAGAAGAAGAGAAUAAAGCUGGAGGACGAGAACGAAGAGCUGCGCCAGCGUCUCAUAGAGACAGACUUGGCCAAGCAAGUCCUCCAGAACGAGAUGGAGAAAAUGAAAGAGAACUCCCUGAAAAAGAGGCGGUCAUCUGGGAGAAUUGACAAGAAGCCAUCUCUGCAGGAGGACAGCGCUGAUCUAAAAUGCCAGCUGCACUUCGCUAAAGAAGAGUCUGCUUUAAUGUGUAAAAAGCUGACAAAAUUAGCAAAAGACAAUGACAAUAUGAAAGAAGAUCUGACGAAGUACAGGUCGAUGUAUGGUGACAUGGACAGUUCAUUGUCUGUCGAGGAGUUGGCCAACUCACCACAUUCCAGAGAGGCAGAGCUGAAGGUCCACCUCAAGCUGGUGGAAGAAGAAGCCAACCUCUUAAGCCGAAGGAUAGUAGAGCUUGAGGUUGAAAACAGGGGCCUGAGGGCCGAGAUGGAUGAGAUGAAAAUACACCAUGACCGUGAACUACUUAGCCAAGAUGGCAGAUUUGCUUUUCCACCUGGAGAAUCUGGGGACAAUUUUGUGGAACUUAGGAGGCAUCUGCAGUUUGUAGAGGAAGAGGCUGAGCUCCUCAGGAGAUCAAUGAUGGAGUUAGAGGACCAAAACAAGCUACUUAUGAAUGAACUGAAUAAAUAUAAGUCUGAUCAUGACCUAGACAUCACUUUGUCAGAGGACAGCUGCUCUGUCAUUAGUGAACCCUCUCAAGAGGAACUUACAACUGCUAAGAUGCAGAUCAGUGAACUUAGUGGGAAGGUCAAGAAACUCCAGUAUGAGAACCGAGUGCUCCUUUCAAACCUUCAGCGUUAUGACUUGGCAUCCUGCCAGGCCACGAGGCCUUUAAUGGAGACUGACGCAGAGGCAGGAGACUCUGCCCAAUGUGUCCCAUCCCCUCUUUGGCGAGAAGGACCUAUUGGAGGAGAAACAGAUGCUGCAGACUCCAAGGAACAGGAAGGCAAAGGCAACACUAGGUCUCCCAACGUUAGUCACUCUUCUCCAUCCAAGUUAAUAAAGGUGAAGGAACUAGAAACCCUUCUUGGCAUCACGACACAGGCUGGUUUAAUAAGCAAAGCUAUUGAAGUCUUGAAGUCAGAUUACAAUGGAUUCCCAUCAGGCGUGAAACUGCGCACGGAUAACGAUUGUGGGGACCUUCUGUUAACGGAGGCAAUUGAUAACAGUGAGAUGACCAGUGACUCUAAGCUGAUCGGUGCCAUUUUUUCAAGACUUGCGGUGCUGCAGCAAGAGCUGAAUUGCUUUACAAAAAAGGUGGAUGCACUAGGGGCCUGUUGCAAAGAGCAGAUGGAUUCUUCAGCAUCACUGCCAGAAGCAGCAUCUACUGAUACCUCAAAAGACUCUUCCAGGAAGGAGCACUGUUCCAACGUGCAGCAGCCUGAGUGUAGGAACUUGCGCCAGAAGGAGGAGCCUUGUACAGAGAAACAAGAUGGCGACCAUAAUUGUGACCAGACCAGAAGCUACAAGACCUACCAGCCUGAGGAUAACGAUUCCUAUGCAGCGGAAAUUAAGGACCUGCAGUUGGUACUUUCAGAAGCCAAUGAGAGCAUCCAAGGACUCCAGGAGCAGCUUUCGCAGGAGAGAGAGCUCCGUAAGGAGGAUAAAAUGGCCUACAACCAGAAGAUUGCCCAGUUGAAGGAAGACCAGGAGAAACUGCUCUUGCGACGUGAGUUUGAGCUGCAGAGCCUGGGCCUCCAGAGGAGGCUGGAGCAGAAGUUCUGGAGCCAAGAGAAGAAUGUGCUGGUGCAGGAGACCCACCAGUUUAAGCAGAACUUCCUGCUGCUCUUCAUGAAGUUGAAGUGGUACCUACAGCACUGGCGCCAAGGAAAAGCCCUGCCGAGAGAUGGGGACUUCUUAGAGGUAAACAGUGUGAAAGAGCUGUAUAUGCUGAUUGAAGAAGAAGAGUUAAAUCCCCCAAUCUCUGAUUACAAGGUGUCCGAUGGUGAAAGCUGGCCCCAGAAUGUGGCCAGAGAAUCCAUGAAAACCAUAUCUGACAUUAAAGGGACCCUGAAAGACCUUUGUAACGAGUUACAAGAAGAGAGGAGAGGGAUGAACGAGCUUCAGCAACAGUUUGCCAAGGCAAAAGCAGCAUGGGAGAUGGAGAGGAUGGAAUUCAAGCUGGAUUCCGGAAAGCAUGGUGUUGACCGCGCAUCUUCAGAUCUCAAAUCCGCCCUGAAGCGAGAGAGGGAGGAGCACCAGCACCUCCUUGCCGAGUCCUACAGUGCAGUCAUGGACCUCACCAAGCAGCUUCAGGUCAACGAGAAAAACUGGGCCCAAGAAAAAGAGGAGCUCCUCAAUCGGUUCCAAGAUGAACGCAAACUUGCCGACCAGCAGAUGCGGGAGCUGCAGAAGAAACUUAAACAGAAGGAAGCAGAUUCCUGGGUGAAAAAAGAACCUGAGAGGAGGAGCAGCUGCUGGAAAGAGGCUGUCAGCAAUAAACUUCAGGACAAAGACAUUGACUGUGACUGUGACUGUGACUCCGAUGCCAGUGUGACCAGCUUAAAAAGGACCAAAUCUGUAUCUUCCAUGUCAGAGUUUGAAAGUUUACUCGAUUGUUCCCCCUUUCUGCACGACAACACAUCCUCUGCUAAUGGCGAAAAUGCCAAUGAGAGGAGAGGUCUACCAGCUUCUACACUCUUGGUCAACGGUUCUAAAAACUCAGAAAAACAUUGUUCAUAUGAGGGUAAUGACAAUUCCCUGGCCGGACAUCUUCCCAAGGGUAACCUGGUGAUCUCAUCCUGGGAUUAUACGAUGGCCAAGGCUGAUAAUCGUGUGGAUGGGCAGAAGCACAUACAGAGAAGCUACACGGCGCCAGACAAGACAGGCAUUCGGAUUUAUUAUAGCCCACCAGUGGUUCGGAGGCUCGAUGUGCCUUUGGUCCAAAAUAAAGAGGAUAAACUCAUGGUAGAAACGGGAUUCCUGUUUACCAUGGCCAAACCAAAAGAAUCAGAAAAAUCAGACGGGUUAUCUGGGAAUUCGUAUAGCCGCUGGCUUUGUAAUUUCUCCAAAAAGCAGCGGGAUUUGUUGGAUGGCGAUUCAGUAAAAGACUCUUCUUCUGUCCCAGGGUUUCCAUCUUCCCUCGGGGAUUUGGAGAUUUCUGGUAACAUGAGCGAUGAUAUGAAAGAAAUCACAAAUUGUGUUCGACAGGCGAUUCGCUCUAGCUCCUUAGAAAGGAAACCAAAGAGUACAGCAAGUCAGACUGUUGGGCUGUCCAGUGUUGGUGUUCAGACUGUUCAGAUGGUUAGUGUUGGUCUUCAAACCGAUCCCACUAGAUCAAGCCUAACAUCAAAAAGCUGGUCACCAAGGAGUUCUUCUCUGCUGUCUACUAGGACCAAACACAUUUCAACAUCUUUGGACAAAGUUCAUUCAAGAAUAGAUCGGCCUUGCUGCUCUCCCAAGUAUGGGUCCCCUAAGCUCCAGAGAAGGUUAUCUUCCAAACUAGAUGGGUCCAAGGAUCGGAGCUUGUGGAAUCUGCACCAGAAUAAACAAAACGGUUCAGCUUGGGCAAGAUCGACAACAACUCGGGACAGCCCUGUCCUCAGUAACAUCAACGAUGGAUCAUCUAGUUUGUUCAACGUGGUUGAUCAUGCUGGAAGUACUGAAUCUAUCUGCAGAUUGGGCCUCGGAGAAAGCAGAAGCAAAUCUGAUACUCCUAAGUACGGUAUUGUGCAGGAGUUCUUUAGGAAUGUGUGUGGCCGAACAUCCCAAAGCUCCAGUGCUGUGUCUGAGAAGAAAGAAGCAGAAGACUGCAACAAACGACCUGAUAACCAUGACCACUGUUCUUCUGUUUGUCACUCCACUUAUAAUGUGUCUAAACUACUGAGCAAGAAGGUACCAAGGCAGCACACCAGUGAUGAACAGAAGGGAAGUCCUAAGGACUCUGAGGUUAUUGCUACAUCUACUAAUGAAGAUUAUGCCUGUAAUUGCAGCUCACAACCCCUCACGUCCUGCUUCUCCAGGCCAUCGCGGCCUCAAUCGCGCCAAGCCCAAUACAAGUGCCAGCUCCACCCAGACCCAACCGUCCCAGAAGACAAAGCGGGCCCUGCCUCUAAUUGAAGAGAAAUGUCAGUCCCUGCUAUCCUGUGUUCCUGUUUACCACCCAGAAGCCAUUUUGCUCCUGCGUUCACUAGAAAGGACUAUGGUCAGUAAUGAGUGCUUAACGUCCCACUCACAAGUUCCAAAAAAAAGACACUUAAUUUGGACUUGCAUUCCUCUUAUUAGCACUUAACUGUUUACCUGUGUGUGUUUUUUUAUGUGUACCUUUAUAUGGGCCCUAGUAGAGUAUACACAACCAAGAAUUAUUUAUUAAUGUUCUUGCAAAAUCAGUGCUAAAGACUUGAAAUAGUUUUAUUUAGGGGGGGAUUUUUUGAAAGGGAAUAUAUCCCUUAAUAUAUUGCCCCAAAGCUGCCUAAUAACCUGCUUAGUAGUGGUGUAACUAGUAAUUAGUGCUCUUUGUUGUUACGUCACUGCGGCACAGUUAUCAGUGGAAAGUAUGCUCCUUUAGGAACUCAGGCAACUGUAUUAUACUUGAAGGAAGUGGCCAUGUAUUCCUACUCCCUGCACUAGUUUACAAGCAGCGUUGAAAUAAAACAACGAUAAAAACAUGUUUAUUUUUAAAUCAUUCAGAGCAAAUAGUUUUCAAAUUCCUGUGGAGUGCUGGAGGGAGAUAUAUGGCCGCCUCUUCCAACGGCAUCAUGCUACACUGGUUGAACAAUCUCCAUCCUACUGCUCUGGGGUUUCCGGAUCCACUUUGGAUUAUCAAUAACUUUCCCCAGAAAUGAAUUGUAUUGCCAGACUAGCAUUGCAAGCCCACUUUUAACCCUUUA
Messenger RNA from Xenopus tropicalis (tropical clawed frog), 5744 nucleotides. It is a transcript of the gene mtcl2, whose product is annotated as microtubule crosslinking factor 2. Gene Ontology annotation, cellular component: membrane; extracellular region. Lineage: Eukaryota; Metazoa; Chordata; Amphibia; Anura; Pipidae. Gene Ontology annotation, biological process: regulation of autophagy. The transcript is spliced from 15 exons. The record is from RefSeq and is a predicted model, not a curated record. The coding region runs from base 121 to 4974 and encodes 1617 amino acids.